AUGGAUGCCGAUGUCAAUGGGAUCGAUGUCGAUGAUGACGAUGACGACGAUGCUGGUAUAUUCAGCAUCGCCAAUGACCGCCAAAGUGAGGACGAUGACGCCCUCACUGGUGAAGACAACGUUUUUUCAGCAGUGCACACGAAGCGCACUGCUGUUGACAAGGAUGAAUCAGCAGAGGAAUUUCUGCUGACUCGCGAAGCGGUUGUCCGCUUCGUUCGAGACUCGAUUGCAGAUGCACUAGACAAGCAGAAAAGAAACGCAGACGAACAUGGAAGAGCGAAUGUUUUUACAUAUAUUAAAGGAGACUUAGUUUUAUUGACCACAGUAAAUUUACCAAAACACGCAGUGGAAAACGUGGGUAGCAGUAUACUACUGCCGAACUAUAUCGGUCCAUUUCUUGUGUUACGCCGAAUGGGCAACGCAUACACGAUUGAACUGCUUUGUAUGAUGCGUACGCAUCCUUUGUUUUACGUUGGACGUCUCCGCCCAAAUUAUCAGUACGUGUCCGUUUCGAGAGGCGAAGAACACAUCCGCGGUCAAGGGCCGAGACCACCUUCGAGUAGUCCCGUUUCAACGAUCCAGUCGAGUCGACUAGCGAAGCGACCUGCUCACGCAGUUGAGCGAUGUCGUGACGAGCUGACUGCAGCUCGUCACGAAGAGAGUGAAUCGAACGUUCAUUCUCAAGUUGCGUGA
This is a messenger RNA of Peronospora matthiolae, 693 nucleotides long. The record is from the annotation of a GenBank genome assembly. NCBI's taxonomy places the organism in Eukaryota, Oomycota, Peronosporomycetes, Peronosporales, Peronosporaceae.